CUGCAGGUACCCUUCCUCUCAGUUCGGCAGCCUGACGGGGAUGCAGUCUCUGAUCAGCGCUCUGUUCGCUCUCGUGCAGCAGCCGCUGUUCAUGGCCAUGGUGGGACCGCUGGAGGGAGACCCCCUCUGGGUGAACGUUGGCCUGCUGGUGCUAAGCAUGCUGGGAUUUUGCCUCCCGCUCUACCUGCUGAUCCACAGCCGGACACUGCAGCGCCGCCGCGACGAGCAGCUGGACGACCCCAAGAUCUACCUCAAGGUCAACGAGGACAGCAAGACCGAGGCCUUCGUCUGAGGGCGAGAUACACCCCAAAAUACGAGAGAGAGAGAGAGAGAGAGAGAGAGAGAGAGAGAGA
This is a messenger RNA of Notothenia coriiceps (black rockcod), 353 nucleotides long. RefSeq names its product large neutral amino acids transporter small subunit 4-like. Gene Ontology annotation, biological process: neutral amino acid transport. Gene Ontology annotation, molecular function: neutral L-amino acid transmembrane transporter activity; L-amino acid transmembrane transporter activity. Bases 41 to 292 code for a protein of 83 amino acids. NCBI's taxonomy places the organism in Eukaryota, Metazoa, Chordata, Actinopteri, Perciformes, Nototheniidae. The record is from RefSeq and is a predicted model, not a curated record. The transcript has 2 exons.